This is a messenger RNA of Botrytis fragariae, 1092 nucleotides long. Its product is annotated as putative 4-coumarate- ligase 1 protein. The transcript is spliced from 3 exons. Gene Ontology annotation, molecular function: CoA-ligase activity. Lineage: Eukaryota; Fungi; Ascomycota; Leotiomycetes; Helotiales; Sclerotiniaceae. Gene Ontology annotation, biological process: secondary metabolic process. The record is from RefSeq and is a predicted model, not a curated record. The coding region runs from base 1 to 1092 and encodes 363 amino acids.
AUGGCGGGCUGUAUUUUUGUGCCUGGACAGCCUAGUUACGGGCAUUCAGAAUUGGAAAGGCUGCUCACAGUUGCAAAGCCCUCGGUAAUUUUGACUCAACGGGCGCAUUCAGAUACCCUGUUGGAGGCUGAAGGUAAAGUUUCUUGCUCAGGCUUAGAUCGGAAAUCCACCUUUAUUUUCGAUGAUGACAUUCUUGAUAACACUGGUAGAUCAUUCCUCGAUGUACCUCACUGGCAGGAAAUGGUAGGCUUUCUAGACGACAAGGGCUGGGAGUAUUCCAAUGUUAGAUCAUCGCUUGACUACAACAGUACCAUUGUCAUAAUGUUCACCUCAGGCACAACUGGGCAUCCAAAGGGUGUCGAGAUUUCUCAUCGCAAUUAUAUCUCAGCUGCCGUGAGUUAUAUGCAACGAGUAUCUCUCCAUCCGUACUGGCAGCAGUCCAUGAACAAUGUUGGCAAGGGCAUCAAUCCAAUUCGUGUUUUAGGCGCGCUCGGAAUGCACCACAUCCUUGGUCAAACAUCCUAUAGUGUUGUCCUCUCAAAGCUUGGAGUCCCGCUAUAUCUCCUGUGCCGACCAAGUGUGCAGAACAUCGUGAACGCCGUGGAAACUUUCAAGAUUUCUGACGCAAUCAUCAGGAGCUCCAUGCUUACUGAAAUUGCGAAAGGCCUUACUUGUAAUCCUGUAGAAAAGCUACGUUCUCUGAGAAGAGUUGAGGCAUCUGCGGCUCCAAUGGAACAGUUAACCAAAACAAUACUGGAGCAAAUAGGCAUCGGGAGAGUUACCCGAGUCUGGGAAUUGACUGACCGGAUCGUGAACCGUAAUAACAUUGGUGAUAUUUGGAUCCGUGCGCCUAGCCUUAGCAGAGGGUACUAUCAUAAUCCAGAGGCUACUAGUGAUGCUUAUGGAGCUGAUGGGUGGUUCUCUACAGGGGAUGUCGGAUAUGUUGAUGAACAUAGAAUGUGGUAUAUUGUGGAUCGUAAAAAAGAUUUGAUCAAAGUGAAUGGAAACCAUGUAGCACCAACUGAACUGGAAGCAGUGCUACUUCGUCAUCUAAAAAUUGUGGAUGCUGGAAUCAUCGGCGUUGCUGUGUAA